AUGUGUGUUGCAAAUCCUAUAAGAAAAUUGAUCAAAUGCGUUAUUCUUGAUUUGGAUGGCACCUUGCUGAACACAGAUGGCAUAGUUUGCAACGUUUUGAAGGUUUCGUUAGGUAAGUAUGGUAAAGAAUGGGAUGGAAGAGAAACCCUUAAAAUUGUGGGGAAGACGCCUUUUGAAGCUGCAGAAGCUGUUGUUCAAGAUUAUGGACUUCCUUGCUCGCCAAUCGAAUUUAUUUCCGAGAUUUCGCCGCUAUUCUCCCAUCAGUGGUGUAAUAUUAAAGCACUCCCUGGUGCCAAUCGGUUGAUUAAGCAUUUGAAGAGCAAUGGAGUUCCAAUGGUCUUAGCAUCAAACUCUCCACGGGAAAGCGUUGACGCCAAAAUAUCCUUUCACCACGGAUGGAAAGAUUCUUUCCAUGUCAUUAUUGGGGGAGACGAAGUUCGGACAGGGAAACCUUCCCCUGACAUAUUCUUUGAAGCUGCUAGGAGGUUACGCGUGGAGCCUUCCAGCUGUCUUGUGAUUGAAGACUCUCUACCUGGUGUUACUGCCGGUAAGACUGCUGAAAUGGAGGUGGUUGCUGUACCAUCACUCCCGAAACAGUCUCAUCUCUUUACUGCAGCAGAUGAGGUCAUAAAUUCCCUACUCGAUUUGCAACUUGAAAAGUGGGGUCUACCACCAUUUACCGAUUGGGUGGAUGGAACUUUGCCGGUAGAUCCUUGGUAUAUUGGUGGUCCUGUCAUCAAGGGAUUUGGUCGUGGGUCGAAAGUACUCGGGAUUCCUACAGCUAAUUUGUCGACAAAGGACUAUUCGGAUCUCCUUUCAGAGCAUCCUGCAGGAGUUUAUUUUGGUUGGGCUGGAUUAUCAGCAAGAGGUGUUUUUAAAAUGGUGAUGAGCAUUGGCUGGAACCCAUAUUUCAGCAACAAAGAAAAGACUAUAGAACCAUGGUUGCUUCAUGAAUUCACCGAGGAUUUCUAUGGGGAAGAACUGCGUCUGGUUAUAGUUGGUUACAUACGUCCUGAGGAAAAUUUUCCAUCCCUUGAAAGCUUGAUUGCUAAGAUUCAUGAAGAUCGCAUAGUUUCUGAGAGAGCUCUUGAUCUUCCUAUGUAUUCAAGUCAUAAGAAUGAUUCAUAUUUGAGAAGCUCAUAG
This is a messenger RNA of Vicia faba (fava bean), 1143 nucleotides long. The record is from the annotation of a GenBank genome assembly. NCBI's taxonomy places the organism in Eukaryota, Viridiplantae, Streptophyta, Magnoliopsida, Fabales, Fabaceae.